Messenger RNA from Periophthalmus magnuspinnatus, 1601 nucleotides. It is a transcript of the gene c1galt1a, whose product is annotated as core 1 synthase, glycoprotein-N-acetylgalactosamine 3-beta-galactosyltransferase 1a. NCBI's taxonomy places the organism in Eukaryota, Metazoa, Chordata, Actinopteri, Gobiiformes, Gobiidae. Gene Ontology annotation, cellular component: membrane. Bases 252 to 1226 code for a protein of 324 amino acids. Gene Ontology annotation, molecular function: N-acetylgalactosaminide beta-1,3-galactosyltransferase activity. The transcript has 3 exons. The record is from RefSeq and is a predicted model, not a curated record.
GAAGUUGCAGCGCUGGCUCAGCUGGCUCAGCUGGCUUUUUUUUGUGUGUGGGUUUCGAACAUUCCGUUAGGUACAGAGUGUGCAUCAGACCAAAUCGGAAGAAAGCCGUACACAAUCUGGCUCCACCACUUUGUAGCUCAUCUCAAACAACCUCACGAUCCACCGCGGGCACAUGCCCACAGAACAUUACAAAUUGGAGCUUUAGUGCGGUACUUUUUUCUCCAGUUUUGCGCCCUUUCCACGCAGGGAGGAUGCGACUUAGGUCCCGUUUGACUUUUGCCUCUGGUCUGGUGAUUGGGUUCAUGACGCUGCACGUGCUGUUGGACUGGGACCUUCAUACUCUACAGCAUGUGAGCAAAGAGGAGCACUUUCAUCAGCCUGUGGACAGAGGUGACAACAUGGCAGCCAACUCCACAAACAGCACAACCCGUAUCUUGUGUUGGAUUAUGACUAGCCCCAAGAACCUGCAGUCUCGGACCGUACAUGCCAGGGAGACGUGGGCCAAACGCUGUGACGUUACCCUCUACAUGAGCUCCACUGAGACCGCCUUCCCCACUGUGGCCCUCAACGUGAGCGAGGGCCGGGAGAACCUGUACUGGAAAACCAUUCGGGCCUUCCAGUACAUCCACGACAAGCAUCUGGACCAAGCUGAUUGGUUCUUCAAAGCCGAUGACGACACUUUUGUAGUGGUGGAGAACCUCCACUUAAUCCUGUCCUCGUUCAACCCGGAGGAGCCCUACUAUCUGGGCCGGAGGUUUUCCCCUUUUGUUAAACAGGGCUACAUGAGUGGAGGGGCGGGCUAUGUCCUCAGCAAGGAAGCUCUCCGAAGGUUUGUCAAGGGCUUUGAGACUGGGGAAUGCACACACUUUUCCUCCAUAGAAGAUAUGGCUUUGGGGAAGUGUAUGGAGACCAUGAAGGUGCCAGUGGUGGACACUAGGGACGUACUUGGCAGGCACACCUUCCACCCGUUCCCUCUGGACAAAUACGUGAUCAGAAAGCCCCCCGGACCACAGGCCUGGCAUAUGAUUUACGAUCACUACCCGGUCAUAGAGGGACCUGACUGCUGCUCUGAUUACGCUGUGUCCUUCCACUACAUCAGACCUGUGCAGAUGUACAUGCUGCAGUACAUGACCUACCACCUGCGCCCGUUCGCAUACAAGUACAGGUUCAACACAGCGAUGCAUCCACGGAACCGCACGACAAAAGCUACAGUCACAACCAUGUAGAGCACAGGAUGAACUGCUAUUGUUGGAAUCAAGAACUUUUUCUAUAAAGUAAAAAAUCUCUAACGUAAAUAAAGAGUAUUUUAUUUAUUUUGAAAUGGGAUAUUUACAAUGUCAAUACAAAAAAAACCAAAAAAAACAACCUGUUUUUUACACAUGGGUAAAGGUAAAACCAAAGCUAUCGAUGCUACCAUUAAAGCUAUGGCUGAAACCAUGUUUCACACAGGAUGAACUGCUAUAGGCCCUUUUCACGCUGCUGCGUGGCUAGUUCUGGUUCUCUCAAAACUGUGGAUACGCGCUUUCUAAUCGAUUCAUUCUCUAUGACGAUUUAGCAAAGUUAUACUAAAAUAAAUCAAUAUUAAAAUAUGGGGCAGCGGA